GCCUCCCUGACCUCUGCCAUAUCAGUUCCAGCGGGCACCAGCCUCCACUGCUGGAAGAGGCAGUGUGUACAGACUGGGGGUGGGGGGCGCUAAGAACCUUCCAAAUGCUGCUGAGCCGACAUGGGUGGUCUCUGGCACUGGUAAGCCAGUCGUCUCCUUCCACACAGCCUUGGUGAAGCUAAGGGGCUGCGACAACGUGGAGGAUGAAAUCGAAGAGCUCCACGAGGAGGACCUCUCUGAGGAAUUGGGAAAGGAUAUGGACAUCUUUACGAUGUAUCACUUCAAUGACAUAUGGAACCACCUCGUCUCUGCCGUCGUCUUGAUGGGCGGGCAGCAGCUCACGGGCAUUAACGCGGCCAGCUAUUAUAUGGAGAUACUCUACAUGGCUAUGGGGUUAGAAAAGAAAAUUGUCGGGUAUAUCAGCAUAACGAUAUACAUUUUGCUUAUGUUCAUAACUCUCCUGGUGAUCCGUUUUGCUGAUUCUUCGGGGCACAGAAAUCUCCUACUCAGUGGCUUGGGGAUCUGUAGCAUCACCUGCGUCCUCUUAGCCAUGGCGAUUGAAUUACAGAAGACCAUCUGGUGGAUGUCAUAUGUCAGCUCAUCUUUCGUUACCCUCUUCCUCAUUGGACAGUCCAUCGGGCCAGAUCCGGUUCCAGUGGUGAUUGUAGCAGAGCUGUUCCUUCAGUCAUCCCGGUCCACUGCCUUCAUGGCUGGGGGCUGUGUUCACUGGUUCUGCAAAUUCGUUAUCGGAGUCGUGUUCCUUCAGAUGGAGAUACACAUUGAGCCUUACAGCUUUCUCCUCUUUUGGCCUCUCUGCGUAGCCAUCUUAAUUUAUGCCUUCAAGCAGAUCCCGGAAACCAGCGGCCAGAACUUCCUGGAUAUCAGGAGGACCGAGGCAAUCCGAAUGACCAGGACCCUCCUGCUCAUGCAAAUCUCAGAGGACUAGAAACUUGGGAGACAGUCCAUGCAGAUAUUCUGUUCGGUUGGCCCAUUGGUGAUCGCAGCAGUUUCCCUUCUGGUCUGACUGAACAGCCUGGACUUUAUUCCUUCUUUUUCCUACACUGGACUCCGACUGCCACCACCUCUCACUAUUGGCUUAUGUACCUACCUGAAGGGUCAUAGGCUACCCAUCCGUGCUUUAAUCAGCCUUAAUAAAAGCUGGAUCAGCCACUCAUGCAGAGACACAGCAGGGAACUUCAUUUCUGGAUGAUGCGUCCAGCUCUCAGGCACCUAUAAUCCACAUAUGGGGGACCAGAUGUCUCCAGAUGUUGCUGAACUGUGACUCCCAUCACUACUGGCCAUGGUGGCUGGGGCUUAUAGGGGUUGGACUCCCACAUCAGGAGUCCCCCAUCCCUCCCACAACAUCACGAGUUCCCCAUCCCUCAUCUAGAGUUAUGCCCAAUGGCCAUCCUACUCAGAGUAGACCCAUUGAAACUAAUGAACUUGGCUUCCUCAAUAUCUUUUUUUUAAAAGAAAAAAACUGUCUAACAGGCUAUUUUUCUAUUGGUGCUUAUUGCUCAGCCUUCAUUAUCAUUAUUACAUUUUUGUUGAUAAUAGCACAUGCUGUAUAAACUGAAGUAUAA
This is a messenger RNA of Podarcis muralis (Common wall lizard), 1583 nucleotides long. NCBI's taxonomy places the organism in Eukaryota, Metazoa, Chordata, Lepidosauria, Squamata, Lacertidae. The record is from RefSeq and is a predicted model, not a curated record.